AUGGAUCUGCUUGCUGACGCCCUCACCCCGCCAGGCUCUCUACCAGAAGAAGCACCCUUCGACUCGUUUGCACAGUCGCCGCACCUCUCCGAAUAUGCCCCGCUGGUCAAGACGAAAAGCACAUCCAGCCUGCUGAGCUGGCGGACGGGGCCGCCGCCACCCAUCGACACGGCCAAGCGCCUGAGCAUCGAUGCAGGGCAGCUGGACCGCAUGGCCAGGUCGCCCAUUGUGUCUGAGCAUGAACACGGCCUAGGCUCUUCAGGCCUGCGUCGCAUUCGCCAACAGCCAGGCCCACGGCAGCUGCAGACGACCCAGCGAGCCGCUUCGUUGAACAUCGCUACUCCGCCAGUGUCGAGGCACCCCUCAGAGUCCACGCCCACAGCGCCCGCAUCACCGACCUUCGCCUUUGGCGAGGACCUCACUCGUUUCCCCUCCGAGUCCCUGCACUCGUUCUCCUUCGCGACCCAAUCCGAAGAGUUUAUACACAACCGCCAGAAUGUGCUGAAGCGCUCCAUUGAGUUCAUGCGAGACAGGCUCGGCUGGGCUGCGACCAAUCCCGGCAUAGCCAACGCUCAAGCCAAACUCAGCGGCGAUCAAGAAGUGCAGAGCAUGAUGGAGCUCCUGACCCGGGCAAACCUCAUAGGUCAAGACGGCACAGGAGCCCAUGGGCUGGGUGCUUUGGGCCCAGUGACAGGACCUGCCGACAUGUCUGGCGAGAACCCAUUCGAGAAGGGAUUCACAGUCGAUCGAUCAGCCAGCCCAGAGAGCAUGCUCGAAGCAGCGAGACCCCCAGUACACAGGGCGACUACAAUCGACUUAGCCGAUAACAGCAGCACGUCAGACUCUCGAGAAGGACGAAGCUCAUCGAGUACCGAUUUGACCUCCGACGCGUCGAGCACACGCGUAGCGGCCGCCUCUCCACCUCCACCCUCCUCGCAGCCUGCACGACCCCAACGGGCCGCACUAAAACGUACCCUCACCGACGUCGCGCCUCUCACGAUACAAAGUCAGCUCCACGAUGCCCUUGCACAGCCAUACCGGGUCGGAGACCAGGAGAAGAUCGGAGACCUCGUUUCUCCUGCGAGCAUACCGACUCUGCCACCAAGUUUCAGCAAUGCACCAGGGCCUCACUCUGCGGGCUCAGCGCCGCAUGGACACGGAAGUCGACACGCUCCAGCAGCACAGGCCAUCUUUACGACCGAGACAGACACGCCGUGGACUAUCACAUCCGCAAACGACUUGGCAUGCUUGGUAUUUGGAGUAACAAGGGCGGAGGUCCGUAAGCUGGGCAUCCUCGAGGUCGUGCGUGAGGACCGCAGGAAAUGGCUCGAGAGCAAGCUGAAGGAUCCUGAAAGUGGCUCGAAGAACGCGCCGGCUGGAGUAUCGGCUGCCAACAACAAUCUCAAGGUCGGCAGCGGUGUCACAGCGCGGUUACUGAGCAAGGCUCCAUCACGAGUGACAGCCGCGAGGAAAGCACAAACGGACGACGGCAGUGGAUCCUCCUACUACAACGCGAAGAAGACCGGCAAGCUGAACCACGAACACAAGGGCUCAAGGGGCGUCCUACUCUGUGGAGACGUUAUUCCGAUACAGAAACGCGAUGGCUCGACCGGGUCUGCCAGCCUGUGGGUCAAAGAGAAGCGGGGCAGUCUCAUAUGGGUGCUUGAAGAGAUCGCCGAAGACGUCGUGUACAUCACGGUCGACGAAACAGGCUGCGUAUCCAAGGGCUGGGGCGCAACGGAAGCUGUCUUCGGGAGCGAUCGGUUACGGAGGGGCAUGGAUCUCAAGCGUCUCAUACCAGGUAUACCACGACUCCGAGGAACAAACACUGGAGUACUAGACUACGACUCCAUUGACGAGUUCCGCAGCUACACAGCUCGCACGUCGAACAGCAUCAAUAUACCCGUGACUGUGGAAGCCUUGCCUGGCGAACCUACCUUCCGCAUAUCUAGCUUCCCUCACAUCGCCGGCAUCAUUGUCCUAUCGUCCGACGACCUCAAAAUUACGAGUUCCAAUUCCGUGUUCUCCGCGGCUCUGUUUGGGCAGCCGCGACCUGAAGGUAUCCACGUCAGCAAGCUCAUACCCGCGUUCGACAGAAUUCUGCACGUCAUGACAGACGAGGACAAGAUAGAGCUGGUUGACGGGAUCGUUAUUCCCGAACACAGCUUUCGUCGCGCACGAGCCCUGCUCGCAAUGCGGGAAGGUAGUGCAGAUGCCGCAGCCAUCUUCCUGCGACCAAGUGGUCUGCCAGCCUUACAUCGCGACGGAUCAGAAAUAAUGGUUGACGUGCAAAUGCGAGUUGUGAAGAGCGAAAAGUCGCCCCGAUUUGAUGAGAAUGUCAUUGAAGAGGAAGAUGGGUCAUCGAAACCAAACAAGGGUCCAGAGCUGGUCUACGCUUUGUGGAUAACAUACUCCAGGCAACUGCACGCUGCGAACCACGGUAUCGGUCCAGUGACUCCCCUUAUGUCACGGCCACCCUCACCCCGCCAACCGGAGCCAGGCCAGUCCAGUUUCUCCGUGCCACAAGAACCCGAAUCACAUCAAUCGCAAGGAACACCGCCUACAGUUUCACUCCUCACACAGCAGAUUCAAGAAGCCAUGCGGCCUAAUACUCCGCAACAAUCUCAGAAAGGAGCCAUGGCACCGCCGCCAGCACCUGCACAGGAUGAGCCAUCCCAGAAGAAGACUAUCAACGAUUUUGUAGUGUUGGAGGAUAUGGGCCAAGGCGCCUAUGGGCAAGUCAAGCUAUGUCGAUACAAGAAGAACAGCAACAAGAAGGUUGUGAUCAAGUAUGUUACGAAGCGGCGCAUCUUGGUCGACACAUGGACACGAGACCGAAGGCUUGGAACUGUGCCGCUCGAGAUUCACGUCCUGGACUAUCUCCGCCGCGACGGCUUUAAACACCCUAACAUUGUGGAAAUGGCCGAUUUCUUCGAGGAUGACAUCAACUACUACAUCGAGAUGAUACCACACGGUCUACCGGGCAUGGACCUCUUCGACUAUAUUGAGCUACGUGUCAACAUGGAAGAGAAGGAGUGCCGUAAGAUCUUUGUUCAGGUCGCAGAAGCGGUACAUCAUCUGCACACUAAAGCGAAGGUCGUACAUCGAGACAUCAAGGAUGAGAACGUUGUCCUCGACGGUGAAGGCAACAUCAAGCUCAUCGACUUUGGAAGCGCAGCGUACAUCAAAAGCGGACCCUUUGACGUCUUUGUAGGCACAAUUGACUACGCUGCCCCAGAAGUCUUAGCUGGAAAAGCCUACCGCGGUAAAGAACAAGACGUCUGGGCCCUUGGCAUCCUCCUUUACACCAUCAUAUACAAAGAAAACCCCUUCUAUUCCAUCGAUGAGAUCAUGGAUCAUGAUCUCCGCGUACCGUGGGUCAUGUCGGAAGAGAGCAUCGAUCUUGUGCGACUGAUGCUAGAUCGAAAUGUGGAGAAAAGGAUUACCAUCAGCAUGGUGCUUGAGCACCCUUGGUGCAAGGGCGCUGGUGCUGGCAGUGGGGUGGUUGGAGAAGCCGCUUGA
Messenger RNA from Alternaria novae-zelandiae, 3522 nucleotides. RefSeq lists its product as uncharacterized. Gene Ontology annotation, molecular function: protein serine/threonine kinase activity; ATP binding. Gene Ontology annotation, cellular component: cytoplasm; nucleus; cytosol. The transcript is spliced from 3 exons. The coding region runs from base 1 to 3522 and encodes 1173 amino acids. The record is from RefSeq and is a predicted model, not a curated record. Gene Ontology annotation, biological process: intracellular signal transduction; negative regulation of glycogen biosynthetic process; protein phosphorylation. Lineage: Eukaryota; Fungi; Ascomycota; Dothideomycetes; Pleosporales; Pleosporaceae.